Pieris napi is the source of this 3873-nucleotide messenger RNA. Its product is annotated as serine/arginine repetitive matrix protein 1. NCBI's taxonomy places the organism in Eukaryota, Metazoa, Arthropoda, Insecta, Lepidoptera, Pieridae. The coding region runs from base 267 to 1778 and encodes 503 amino acids. The record is from RefSeq and is a predicted model, not a curated record. The transcript is spliced from 15 exons.
AAUUGAAAUUGAUGAAAUCAACAAAAUCCAAUAUGCACAAAAUGGCCGAUGCUUCGAGAAAGGAGUGUCGUGAGUUUUACUGAGUGAUCAUCGGCUUAUCAUCAUUGAACAUCUGUGAAAGUUUUGGUGUUUUACUGCGGCGGGGUUGGCGUUCGCGUCUCGCCGUGUUACGCCGCUGCACGAGCCCUGGGGCUUUGCCCCUCCGCGUCAAGCCGCGCACGCGUUUGGAGCCCUAGCUCCAGUUAGAAAAGUCGGAGUACCCUAGAAUGUCGUCCCGACGUAACGGAUCGGUGUCCCGCGCUGCGGAAACCGCUUCUAAGAACAGACUACAUAUGGACAGGAAUCCACAGCAUGCCAAGAUCACUGAUCCAUCAAAUCCUGCUGGUCGCCGCAAGGAGAUUGACAAUGUCAUGAAGAGAGCCAGACAGGCCUCACCUGGCAGCUGGGAUAGAAAACUGUUGCAGGUGGAGGAAAAGGAUCCCAACAGAUGGCGACACACUGGAUACAAGCAGCUGUAUCUCGAUGGAGGUGGUUCACCCAGGUCUCCGAGGCGUUCUAGAUCACCAGUCGGUCGUCGGUCACGUUCACCGGUAACGCGCCGGUCAAGGUCACCGGUACGUCGCUCGCCUAUCCGCAGAUCACGGUCACCCAUUCGUCGGUCACGGUCGCCCGUACGCCGGUCGCCGCGGAAAUCGCGUUCACGGUCAAUACGCCGAAGCCCUAGGCGGUCUCCACGAAGAAGUCCUGUCAGACGCAGCAGCCCAGUGCGAAGUCCCCGUCGUCGGAGCCCCGUCCCAGCCAGGACCAAGCGGGCUAGGCCUCCACCUCCGCCCAGGAAUAGGCCGCCCAGCCCACCUGACCCCAGAAAGGUAUUAACUUCUUCUUCGGGGUCAUCAGCAAGCAGUUGCUCUGACGAAUCCUGUUCUGUUUGUUCAGCUAAGAACAAGAAGACUGCUCCACCCAAACCACCACCAGGUGUAAAGCCUCCAGUUCUCCCGUCACCAUCGAAGCGUCCAUCUGGUUCCAGUGGCGCAGUGGUGCUACCCACUCGAGAACUGCUCAAGGCGAGGGAGGCCAGCAAGCGAACUCGAGAGGAAAAGGUGUUGGAAUGGCAGCGCUCCCAGCUGGCAGUACGUCCGACCCCGCCCAUACCCCCGGCGCAAAUAAAAAGGGAAGGCGAGAGACGCCGAGAGAGGCCGGAGAGACCCGAACGCGGGGUUUCCCCGGCAGCCAUUGCCGCCGCCCUGGCUGAGAGCGAGUCUGACUCCGAAAGUGAUGCAAGUGCUUCCCCUCCGCCACAGAGGCUUACACUCUCCGAGCGUUUCGGCAAGAUGGCGCAAUGGUCGGCUGCGAGAUCAGCUCGAGUGGAAAACAUGAAUAUGAGAAUAACAAGACGCGAAGCAGGCCUCGAUGUCCACAUCGACCCGGCUCCAUCGAGGGAAGCCAGGCCCAGGUCUUUGAGUCCCGGGGAAAGACCUGAUGAUGAUGUACCUGGUUUGGAACCAGCUCCCAUAGGAAGUUACCCAGAAGAGUUGCUGGCUGUCGCUCCUGGUGGUCUACCCUCGUGGGAUGAUGUCAGGGUUAGAUACGACUACUACAAGAGGAGAGGAUAUCUUAGGGGUCUAUCUCUAGGUGAUUAUGUGAAGUGGGAGGAAUGGUGGUACAAAUACCAGGAGUGGUUGAAGCGCGAAAGGGCAUACGAGCGGUGGGCUGAUGGGGAAGCCAUGCCGGUGCGUCGCGACCGGCGUCGUCGCGGAGGCCGGCACCGGCGAAGCUGAGGGCGCGCCGCCCCCGCGGCGGUCCUGUGCGUGGACUUGGCUGCGGGGGCCGCACUCCGCUAAGGGUGCGACCGCUUCCACCGGACCGACCUGCAGAUGCACUUGGCAAGGAGAAAAAUCAAAAAUUGUGUUAGUGUAUAGUGUAGUGUCAAGUGUAUAGUGCAAGGAUAGUGUACAAACGGUUAACGGUGGUAUUAAGACAAUUAUUGUGACUAUAAUAGUCGUGGAUUCAAGUUGAUUUUAGAUAUUAUAAUUAAAUUAAUUAUUAUCAUUAAAAUCGUUUAAUUGUUAAUAAUUAAUUGCCAAUUCUAGGCCCACAGUUUUUUUAAAUAUCAAUUCACUUAUGAAUUCUUUAUAAGUUAAUAUCUAAAAUCAACUACUAGAGAAAGAUUAUUUAUUCAUAACUACUUAUAAAUCAAACAUUAACUAAUUUAUUCAUAAUAACUAAAACAUUGAUUUAAUUAGGCUGUUUAUGAAUAAUCUGAAGCAGUGAAUUAGUUAAAACAGUGAUUUAUUGAUUUAUUGGUAAAUUCUUAGAAUUAGAACAAAUGAUACAUUUUAUUAAACAAAUAUAUUCGUAAUAAUGUAAUAUAUUUAUUUCUGUAAAUUCUCUGUAUUAAUGCUUCCAUGGCUUAGUGGUUAACGCAAAUGGCGUUGGUAGGUUUGAUUCCCAGCAAAAUAUGUAUAUUGUUAAUCACCUCUACACAAAUAUAAAUAAUGAAAAUCAAGUUAUUUUUGUUUUCGUUAUCAAUAACCUACUAUUUUUUUUAAUUUAUUAUGAUUUAUACUACGUAUAUAGUGCUGAAGUGAAGAAAGUGAAAUGUUUAUUGUGAAAAUGAGGUACAAUACUCAAAAAUAAAAUUUCAUGAAGAAAAAUGAUUUAACUUUACAUUAAAAGUCUUUAUUAAAGCAGUAUACAAAAAUGUGUGUUUGUUUGUCAACAAAUCAUAAGGGGCCGUUCUCUUAGCAGAUUUACUGGGGGGUCCCUUCCAUAGUGAACGGCCCCUUAUAUGUAAGAUAUGGGAACCCAAGUAAAAAAAAAUUGUGACAGGGUUCCUAGCUCUUCCAUAACAAACUUGAUAGUAAAUUCCAUAAAAGAUAUACAUAAAAUUUCAUAUAUAUAUACAGUAGAAUCCGCAUAUAACGACAUCCAAGGGACUUGUAAUAUGUCGACUAACUAUGUCAAAAAAAUAUGUAUGUAUUAUUUUCCUAUUUAGGUAAAUAAAUCAUUUUGUAGGAUAUAAUAUAAUCACAUAUAUGUAUAUAUGAAAUUUUAAUCAGUUAAUUUUGAGCAAAAUUUAGGAACUAGUCAAAAAUCAUUUAAUCAGUUUUUAUUGAAAUUUGGAGCAAAUUUAUUCUCGGAACUCUUAAAAAUUUAUUUUUAAUACUCAUUGAAAUAGUUGUAAUGCAAUUUUUGUAUCGCCAUUUCAGUAUUGAGGGUAGAAUCAAAUUUGUAGGCGGUUCGACCAAAUGCUUGUAUUUGGUAGUUUUAUUAGUUGAAAAAUAUUUUUGUGUAUAUUUAUAUAGAAGAACUUGUGUAGGGCCCAAAUAGGUUGCUCUAUUUGAUAGGAAAUAUAUACAAUGCUAAUUUAAACAACAUUCUCUAUAGUUACUACUCGAUUAAGGGAGCGUUCAAGUAUUACGUAAUGAAUUUUGAGAGGAAGGGGGGGGAUGGCUAUGCGUUACGAUUAUUUUCGACUUUCCAGUACUUUACACCACAUAAUGGUAACUUUUAGGUAUAGUCACUGGGUGGUCACAAAACGAUAAAAUGCUGUACCCAUUAGUAAACUAUUGGGCGUAACGUUUUUCUGUACCCAAUAGUAUAAUAGUAAACUAUUGGGUACAGAAACGUAAAACGUUACGGCGCGUUACAUGGGGGGGAGGGGGGUUACUUGAACGCUCCCUAACUAUAAUAUAUUUGAGACCCUUGGAAAUUGAUGGCUCGUAGCAAUGGCUACUCAUAGUUAGCACUAAGCGAUUCUAUGGAUCUUGUAUUUUAAAUUGGAAAUAAUUAUUAGUUUUAAGUCUUAAAGUACAUGUUCGAUGUUAGAAUAAUCAUGUAUGUACGUUGUACAAUAAAGUAUUUAUAACUUUA